Messenger RNA from Capsaspora owczarzaki ATCC 30864, 3137 nucleotides. Its product is annotated as calcium-transporting P-type ATPase. Gene Ontology annotation, molecular function: ATP hydrolysis activity; ATP binding; P-type calcium transporter activity. The coding region runs from base 55 to 3024 and encodes 989 amino acids. Gene Ontology annotation, biological process: intracellular calcium ion homeostasis; manganese ion transport; calcium ion transmembrane transport. The record is from RefSeq and is a predicted model, not a curated record. Lineage: Eukaryota; Filasterea; Ministeriida; Capsasporidae. The transcript is spliced from 4 exons. Gene Ontology annotation, cellular component: endoplasmic reticulum; plasma membrane; Golgi membrane.
UUCUUUUUUUUUUUUUUUUUUUCUUUUCUUUUCUUUUCUUUUCGUUCUGAACAAAUGGGCAAGGACGAUACAGCGAGCCUGCUGCCGUCGUCGGGCGGCGCUGGCGGCUCGAUUUCCAUUGGCAUGGGCGGUGCUGUCGGAAGCGCAGCAUUGGCUGGGAGUGGCAGCGGCAACAUCAGCAGCGGCGGCGGCGGCGGCGGCGCUGGGACUGGCGGGGGGGUCGCUGGCGGGAGUGACGCGUGGACAUUUGCGCUCAUGACGUCCGAGGAGACGCUGGCCCGGCUGGACGUCCAUCGCGAUCGCGGGCUGGACGCGGCUGCAGUCAACCAUCGCCGUGGGCUGCGCGGGUUUAACGAGCUCGAGGUCAAGGACGACGAGCCGCUGUGGCGCAAGUUCCUCGAUCAGUUCAAGGAGCCGCUCAUCCUGCUGCUGCUCGCUUCGGCGACCAUCUCGCUGCUCCUCGGCCAGUUCGACGACGCCAUCAGCAUUGCCCUUGCUGUCAUCAUCGUCGUCACAGUCGGGUUUGUCCAGGAAUAUCGCUCGGAAAAGUCGCUCGAGGCGCUGAACAAGCUGGUGCCGCACAAGUGCCACUGCUUGCGCGAGGGCAAAGUGCAGCAAAUCUAUGCGCGCGAGCUCGUGCCAGGCGACAUUGUCGUGCUGGCGCUGGGCGAUCGCGUUCCUGCCGACAUUCGCAUGAUUGAAUCUGUGGAGCUCGAAAUCGACGAAUCCAACUUGACCGGCGAGACCAUCCCGAUGCCCAAGCACACUGGCGCAAUCCCGCAUGCGCCUGGCUUGCAAAAGCCAUCCAUCCACGACCGCAAGAACAUGGGCUUCAUGGGCACGCUUGUGCGCAACGGCCGCGGCGUCGGCGUUGUGACUGCCAUUUCUGAGGACACUGAGUUUGGGCACGUGUUCUUCAUGCUGCAGGAGGUCGAGGACCGCCAGACUCCGCUGCAAAUCAAGAUGCAAGAGCUCGGCCAGAGCCUGUCGUGGCUGUCUUUGGGCGUUAUUGGUGUGAUUUGCUUGCUCGGUCUUGCCCAAGGCCGCAACAUGCUCGAGACGUUUACUGUUGGUGUGUCGCUCGCGGUCGCCGCCAUUCCCGAAGGCCUGCCGAUUGUCGUCACUGUGACACUCGCCCUUGGUGUCAUGCGCAUGGCCAAGCACAACGCGAUCGUCAAGAAGCUGCCGAGCGUCGAGUCGCUGGGCUGCGCGAACGUUGUCUGCGUCGACAAGACUGGCACGCUGACGCAAAACGAGAUGACCGUCACCCGCGUGUUCACGGUGGCGCGCGGUGUGCUGCCCGUUUCUGGCCAGGGCUACUCUGGCCACGGCGCUGUGCUGGUGGAUGGUGCCCCCAUCACUGUUGGAAACGCCAACGCGUCCUUCUCGGCCGCGCCCGUGAUUGCGCACGACGUGCUGCGUGUGCUCGUUGUGGGCAACCUUUGCAACAAUGCCCACAUUAGCGCAGCCGGUGAGCUGGUGGGCCAACCCACGGAGGGCGCCUUGAUUGCGGCCGCCAUGAAGGUGGGCCUGACCGACCAACGUCGCUGCUACGAGCGCGUGGCCGAAAACCCCUUCAACUCGGACAACAAGUGGAUGGCUGUCAAGUGCCGCCGACCCACCGUCGAACAAGCCGCUCAGGCCUUCCCCAUCCUGGCCAACGCGCCCGCGCCGAGCGUUUCGCUGCAGGGCGGACCCAGCGUCAUGGACUCGACCGGCGACACGUACUAUGUCAAGGGUGCUCUUGAUGCUGUUCUCGACCGCUGCUCGUUUGCUGUGGCGGCGAACGGCAACAUUGUCGCGCUGUCCCCGAGCGACAAGGCCUUGAUCACUCGCACGGCGGCCGAGGUUGCUGGAACGGGCCUCCGCGUCGUGGCCAUGGCCUAUGGCUUCCCGCUCGACUCGCUCGUGUUUACCGGCUUUGUUGGCAUCAUUGAUCCGCCGCGCGUGGGUGUUCGCGAGGCUGUCCAGCAGCUGCUGGGCAGUGGUGUUGCCGUCGUCAUGAUCACGGGCGACGCCCAGGAGACUGCCGUGGCCAUUGGCGAGCAGAUUGGCAUUUUCGACCGAAACUUCCACACUGCCAUCUCUGGCCAGCAGGUGGAAGCCAUGGAUCAGCACGAACUCGCGCACGUCAUUCACCGCGCGCGCAUCUUCUACCGCACCAGUCCCAAGCACAAGAUGACCAUUGUUGCCGCCUACCAGGAGAAUGGCGACGUUGUUGCCAUGACCGGCGACGGCGUCAACGACGCGCCUGCGCUGCGCCUCGCCGACAUUGGCGUGGCCAUGGGGCGCUCGGGCACGGACGUGAGCAAGGAGGCUGCCGAUGUCAUUCUCGUCGACGACAACUUCCUCACCAUCAUGGCCGCCAUCGAGGAGGGCAAGAGCAUCUUUUACAACAUUAAGAACUUUUUGCGCUUCCAGCUCAGCACCAGCGUUGCCGCGCUCUCCCUCAUUGCCAUCUCCACCUUCAUGGGCUACCAAAACCCGCUCAACGCCAUGCAGAUCUUGUGGAUUAACAUUAUUAUGGACGGGCCGCCUGCCCAAAGCCUCGGCGUGGAGCCCGUCGAUCACGACGUCAUGAAAAAGCCGCCGCGAAAGGCCAAAGACCCAAUCAUCACCAAGAUGCUCAUUCAGCGUGUGCUGAUCUCGGCGCUGUUUAUUCUGGUUGGCACGCUCUACGUCUACAUUCACGAAAUGAAGGUAGACAACGUGGUGGACGCGCGCGACAACACGAUGGCCUUCACCACCUUUGUGCUGUUUGACAUGUUCAACGCGCUUGCGUCUCGCUCGGAGGAGAAGAGCAUCUUUACGAUUGGCUUCUUUACCAACUCGGCCUUCCUCUACUCGGUGGGCGGCUCCCUCAUCGGUCAGCUGGCCGUUAUUUAUGUACCCUUCCUUCAGUCCAUCUUCCAGACCGAGGCACUGGCGCUCGGCGAUGUCGUGUACAUUACGGUUCUUGCUUCCACCGUCUUCUGGGCCGAAGAGGCUCGCAAGAUGUACAUGCGUGGUUCCUCUCAAGCAUGAUUUUGGUCUCAGAUUGAGGGGUUUUUCUUUCUCGAUCACAUUAAUCUGAGUGUCUUUUUGGUGUUUUGUAGGUGUUUUGUUUUGGCUCAGUAAUAAGCUUUGUUUUUGGAGAC